This is a messenger RNA of Daphnia carinata, 1369 nucleotides long. Its product is annotated as actin-associated protein FAM107A-like. Lineage: Eukaryota; Metazoa; Arthropoda; Branchiopoda; Diplostraca; Daphniidae. The transcript has 4 exons. The record is from RefSeq and is a predicted model, not a curated record. Bases 235 to 831 code for a protein of 198 amino acids.
UGUCACGAAGCCACACUACUGAGAGAGAAAUGGGGAUGUUUUGGGGCUCGGUCUCCAAAUGCCUUUCUCUGCGCAUGAAUGCAUGAAUGCGAUGCGCUCUUGCUUUGCAUUGUCUUCGUGCGUAGAUUUGGCAGGUAAAAGCGCCCGUCAGCCUGUUAGCAGUUUCCUAGUUAGAAAACUUGCCGUGACCGGUCAUUUUGGUCAUUUCAAAGUGAACUGUAACAGCGUACAGACAUGUGGAAUACGCAGCGGAAGCAAGAUCAGGACAAACGUCGAAAUUCUAUUUGGCAAAUAGUGGCUUUCUUUGAAUGUCGAAAAGAUGAAAAACACAGCGGUCGAAUGAUUCCCGAACCGGACUACAAUGAGGACGAUCGGCCGAAUUAUCGCCGUAUCUACAACAAUUUCAAUAACAACAACAACAUCAACGACAACAUGAAAGGUGUCGUUAUGGAUAAAGAAGGACUCGUCGUUCCACGAAAGCCCCCCAAUCCGUGCAUCACAUCGAUGGAACGCCGUGAUCUUCAUCGCGAACUCGCGUUUCACCAGAAAACCGGAAAGGCGGUGCUGAAUCAAAAAAGCGAACUGCAAAAAGCUUUGCAGAAACAGCGAGAAGUUCAGACCCGAAAAGAGGUUGAAAAGGAACGUCAGUCUACGCGUUCAGCCCUGGAAAUCACCCUAGAAAAACGUGCCCAACGCUUAGAAGAGUUGGAGCGUGGUUUCUCCACCAACGAGUCCAAGCAGCAGCCAAAGUCACCAGAAUCCACCAACGAGUUUCUUCGGAUGCACGCCAAGCUGCGUGGACGAGUGGAACGUACCGCAGCUAUGCCUUAAGCAAUGCUUGUGAAUCACGAAAAAGAAAAGACAAACUGGAUUAUUAUUAUUUUUUUGGUUAAACCCGAUAUGUUACCUGGAGUGGAUAAAUUAUAAGAGAAAAAAAAACACCGAGUAAAAAAAAAAUGGUUUCAUUUAAACGAUAAGGCUUAAUCGUGUAAAUCUAAAAGUCAUUCGUGAACAUGUUGCAUUCGUAUUUCAUUAAAAACAGUCCCAUUCAAUUUCUUCAGUUUUUUUUUUAUUUUCACUGUUCGUGUAAUAUCCACAGGUUCCGUUGCGUGAGUGAUCUUGCAUUUAGCGUGAAGUUGUUCACUCUUUGAAUUCUCUUCUAGCUUUACACCGUUAUCAGCUAGCAAACAGAAUGAUGACUUGACUGUGACUAUAUAUCCUUUCUUGGUCGUUCUUUUCGUUACGCUUUUCGUUUCAAUGUCGACGCAGUCUGCUUCACGCAUGACUACGGAAUACCGAUCAUACCUUGUACAUGAUUUUCAUUUCAUUUCAGUUUUUUAUGUAUAAUACACAAUCGCAAUGAAAAUAA